Pipistrellus nathusii (Nathusius's pipistrelle) is the source of this 693-nucleotide messenger RNA. Lineage: Eukaryota; Metazoa; Chordata; Mammalia; Chiroptera; Vespertilionidae. The record is from the annotation of a GenBank genome assembly.
AUGUCAGUGCCUCACUGGGUGAUGGGCCACUGGAGCAAGCUGGUAGCAGCGCUGAGGACUGAGCCUGUUUCUUUCUCCCAGGCACUGGGAAAUUUGGGGUACAGCAACUACGCCCGUCAAAGCCUCUAUUGGAGCAACUGGCAUGAUGGAGGGCUGGGAUGUGGGAGAGGUUGGCUGCUGCCAACUGCUCCACACUUCCCCGUUUCAGCAGAGGACACCACAAAUCAUAGGAAUGGCAGAACCUCUAAAACCUAUUUCUGGGUGAGAAAUACGGACACACUGCCCAGAAAACUCAAUUCCCAAAUCUUCUCAUUCGGGAGCCACUCACAUGUGUUGACAGUGAUGACGCCUGCUGUCCACAGAACUGGGCCUGGCCUGGAGGCUUGCGGAGGGUGCGCUGGUGGGUGGGGGUGUGCAGCAUUAACACAGGGCCGGGCCGGGCUGUGUGGGCCUGAAACCACCAGCUCAGCUUCUUGGCAGCACCCACACCUGGGAUGGGCUAGUGAACACCUGUGCUCCGGGCAGGCUUUCGGGGUGAACAGAGUAGGGCCAGUUCUAUCCUGUGUGCUGCUGUGGCCCCAGCUCCUGGCACAGGAAGUAUUUGCUGCAGGUGUGGGGGCUCAAAGGCUGGGUCCCUGCAGAGCGGGGGCAGUGGUGAGGUCCUCAGCAGCCAGAGUGAGGCAGCAUGCGUGA